AUGAAGGCUGCCGUGGUAGCUGGAUUACUGCUGAUCAGCAUUGCUAGUAUCAACGCAGCCACCGAUCGUGUUGUGUGCUACUUUGGAAGCUGGGCAACGUACCGAAUCGGCAAUGGAAAGUAUGACGUGGAAAAUAUCAACCCUAAUCUAUGCACACACAUCAUCUACACGUUCGUUGGGCUUGACACCAAGGGAAAUGUGAAGAUUCUGGACAGCUGGCUCGAUAUCAGUCUCGGUGGAUACUCGCGCUUUAUGCAGCUCAAGCAGCGCAAUCCGAACGUGAAGCUAAUGGUAGCUAUUGGAGGCUGGAAUGAGGGUUCCGCUUCCUACUCAACGAUGGCCAACUCCGAUUUGCUGCGAGCUGUGUUCGUCGAAUCAGCCGUAUCUUUCGUCAAACGGUACGGGUUCGAUGGAUUCGACGUGGACUGGGAGUAUCCGACGCUGCGUGGAGGUUUGCCCGAUGAUCGAGUUGGAUUUAUUAAGCUGCUGCGAGACCUGCGAGCGAGGUUCGAUCAGGAAGGAUUGCUGCUGUCGAUCGCAACGGCUGCCACAGCCGAUUAUUUGCGGUCUGCGUAUGAUGUGAUCGAGAUCAAUAAGUACGUGCAUUUCGUCAACUUGAUGUCUUACGAUCUGCAUGCGUACUGGGAUGCUCAGACAGGAGCGAAUGCACCGAUGUAUCCGAAUUCUUGGGAGAAUGGGUUCACCACUAGCAUGCUCAAUGUGGACGCUUGUGUGAAGGCUUGGCUUGGUGCUGGACUCUCUCCAUCGAAGUUAAAUCUAGGAGUUCCUGUAUUUGGUCAUACUUUUAAGCUAUCGUCAACUACUGACACCCGAAUUGGUGCACCAACAAGCGGUCCGGGAGAUGCAGGACCGUACACGCUAGAACCAGGAACUCUUUCCUAUCUUGAAGUUUGUGAGAUGCUAGCAGCAGGAGGAUACACGCAAGCCUUCAGCAAUGAACAGCAAGUCCCGUAUGCCUUCAAGGGGAAUCAGUGGAUAUCGUACGACGAUACGUACUCUAUCGCGUUAAAGGUACGGUACGCCAAGCAGUUGAAUCUUGGUGGAGUCAUGGUGUGGUCAAUCGAGUCUGAUGACGCUAAGGGUAUCUGUGGAGGGGGACAGCAUCCGAUCACAUCGGCCGUGUACAAAGAAGUCUUCGGUACGGGAGGUAUAACACAGGGAACUACUCAAAAACCAGCUGCCACCACCACCACAGCCGCCACAACAACGACACGACCUAUUACAACUACAACCACGACAACCUACCGAACCACCACCACGACCACUACUGCUCGUCCAACCCAAAAGUUGAUCUGCCCAGCGAGUGGAUACUUGCGGGAUCCUAACAAUUGUGCUCAGUUCUACCAGUGCUAUCCAGGGCUUUCACUCAUGAUGCAGCAACUCUCUCUACUAAUAAUCUAUAACAUUGGCUUCAUUUCAGACAAAGUGUUUUGUUUCUUCGACAACCAGGCCACAUACCGCGUCGGAGAGGGCAAAGUGACGAUCGAGGAUAUCAACUCCAACCUCUGUACGCACAUCGUGUACAGUUCGCUCUCUCUUACUGCCGCCGGUAAGAUUCAGAUGCUGGACAGCUUCACCGAUGUCACGAAUGGAGGCUUUUCACGGUUCAAAAACAUCUGCCAGCAGAACCCUGGCGUUAAGUGCAUGAUCGGACUAACCAGCGGCCUGUCUGGGUCGAAAAUUUUUUCCGGUGUAAUGAACUCAUCCACGCUGCGCAGCACUGCAGUAUCAUCCAUCAUGAACCUGCUGAUCCAGCAGUACAAAUUCGAUGGGUUAAACUUUUACUGGCAGUAUCCAGUGCUGAAAGGAGGCAAUCCAGAAGAUCGCUACAACUUCGUGUCCUUUAUCGCCGAACUGUCAGCGAACAUGCGCAUGUACGGGCUAGUGCUAUCGCUCAGCGUGGCGCCUACGAACGAUUUCUUUAUGUCCAGCUAUGAUGUGCCAAAUUUGAGUAAAUCUGUCGACUUUUUGAAUAUUAUGGCGUUCGAUCUGCACAACUACUGGGACGGUAAAACGGGUCAUCAGUCAGCGCUCUAUUCUAGUGGCAAGGAAACAACACUCUACGAAACGCAACUUAACGUGGAUGCGAUCGUGAGCGGUUGGAUAGCGGAAGGUGCACCCACUUCCAAGCUAGUUCUGGGUGUUACCGCUUCAGCGAACGUGAUGAAAUUGUACUACACGAACGAGACGGGCGUUUGGGCGAGAACUGCUGGACGUGCCGAUGCAGGACCAUACACAACGACCGAAGGAUUGAUGUCAUACCCGGAGCUAUGCGUGGAACGUGCGAAAGCUGGCUGGGAGACGGUAUUGGAUGGCAUUCAGCAGGCGUACUAUGCUCACAACAAACGGAUCUGGGCCACAUUUGAGCAGGAUCGUACGAUCAAGUUGAAAGGAUCAUAUGCAAUAACGCGUGGUCUAGCGGGAAUGGCGCUGUUCUCGAUGGAGAAUGAUGAUGUGAAGAAUAAGUGUGGAUUGGGAAACUACCCAUUGCUGACGGCUGUCAACGCGGGUUUGAGCAGAAAAAUUCCAGGCGAUGGUACUACAACUACAACUAAGGCCACUACGACGACUGCCAGCACUACGACAAAGCCUAUCACAAUUACAACGGCACCAAACACUACUACCACAAAAUCCACCACCACAACAACUAAUCCUACCACUACUACCACAAAAUCCACCACUACGACCACAACAACUACAACGGCCAAACCAUCCAUGUUACCAACCGUGUGUCCUAGAAAUGGAUACGUCCGUGAUCCAAACGACUGCAGCGUCUAUUACCGAUGCAUUCCGAAUGGGUAA
Messenger RNA from Anopheles maculipalpis, 2823 nucleotides. Its product is annotated as probable chitinase 10. The transcript is spliced from 4 exons. NCBI's taxonomy places the organism in Eukaryota, Metazoa, Arthropoda, Insecta, Diptera, Culicidae. The coding region runs from base 1 to 2823 and encodes 940 amino acids. Gene Ontology annotation, cellular component: extracellular region. Gene Ontology annotation, biological process: carbohydrate metabolic process; chitin catabolic process. Gene Ontology annotation, molecular function: chitinase activity; chitin binding. The record is from RefSeq and is a predicted model, not a curated record.